GACCAACUCUGCGUUAGUUAGUAGCAUCCAAGGAGGCAGAAUAUGAGGGCACUUCUUCUCCCAGCACUUUUGCUGCUGGGAGCCAUUGGUACAGCCCAGGCAGACGAAGGAAGCUGUGACGGUCGUUGUGAUGCUGGAUUUGAUGCUGCAGAGAAAUGCCAGUGUGACUCCCUAUGUACAUAUUAUAGCAGCUGUUGUAGUGACUACAUCUCAGUUUGCAAACCUAGAGAAACCCGAGGGGAUAUAUUUGAAACCCCUGAAGAUUAUGAAUACUAUGAGAUUGUAUCAGGAAUUCCUGCAGUGGAAAACUCAGUUGAUGAUGUGGUAACCCCCUACCCUGAUAUCAAAAAAACAACUACAAUUACAGAGAUAAAUGGUGCCACAGAAACGGUAUCGACACCUGAGCCUACAACUCCAGAACCAACUACAGAUCAGCAUGAAGAGCCUUCUGAUAAAGACAAGGAGACCUGCAGUGGGGAACCCUUUAAUGCAUUUACCAAGUUAAAAAAUGGCACCACCUUUGCCUUUCGAGGAAAAUAUGUUUUUGGACUUGAUGAAGACAGUGUACUAAAUGGAUAUCCCAAGCUAAUUAAGGAUGUCUUUGGCAUAGAUGGCCCUAUUGAUGCUGCCUUCACUCGCAGUAAUUGCCAAGGAAAGACCUAUCUGUUUAAGGGAGAUAAAUAUUGGAGGUUUUCUGAUGGCGUCCUUGAUGAUGACUUCCCGCGUGACAUCGAUGUUGGCUUUGACAGCAUCCCCAAUUCUAUUGACGCUGCCUUUGCUCUGCCUGCAAAUAAUUACAAGGGAAAAGAAAAGGUUUAUUUCUUCAAAGGAAACAAAUAUUGGCCGUAUGAGUUCCAAAAGCAGCCAACAUGGAAAGAAUGCCAAGGCUUCUCUCCCUCUGAGUCAUUCAGAAGUUAUGCAACGCUGCAGAUGGACAGCUGGGAAGAAUUCUUUAAUCAGCUUUUUGGACCCAAAAUACGUGUCACCAAAGGUCCCCUAUACAUCAGUAGAGAUUGGAAGGGGGUUCCCAGUGGAGUGGAUGCUGUGCUCCCUGGCCGCAUAUAUGUCCCCCAACAGAAAAAAUCUCCCUUACGUCGUAGUAAGAGGAGAAAGUCUCGUCGUCGCCAGAAUCGUAUGAGGAAGACUACCAUUAUCGAUAUGUUGCUAGAUGAUGAUGAUGAUAUAGAGAGUGAUCCUGACUGGGUACCAUGGUCCAUCACAUCACUUUGCAAGCCCGUCCAGAAUGUAUACUUCUUCAAAAAGGAUAAAUAUUACAGAGUCAAUCUUCAAAGAAAAAGUGUAGACAAGGUUUAUCCACGUUACCCACGAUCUAUUGCAAAGUACUGGCUUGGUUGCAAUGAAACUAUAUCAGCUUAGCCAGAUUAAUAAUGCCUACAUUAUAUAAACAUGGAAUAUAAAUAUUUGCUUAUCUGACUGCUCCUUUUUUGGCAUCUUUUUUAUUUUUCCAAUGAAAUAAACCAUACUUACCACACAUUC
This is a messenger RNA of Bombina bombina (fire-bellied toad), 1497 nucleotides long. It is a transcript of the gene VTN, whose product is annotated as vitronectin. The record is from RefSeq and is a predicted model, not a curated record. The transcript is spliced from 8 exons. Gene Ontology annotation, molecular function: scavenger receptor activity; extracellular matrix binding; polysaccharide binding. Gene Ontology annotation, biological process: immune response; cell adhesion mediated by integrin; cell-matrix adhesion. Bases 43 to 1377 code for a protein of 444 amino acids. NCBI's taxonomy places the organism in Eukaryota, Metazoa, Chordata, Amphibia, Anura, Bombinatoridae.